Molecule: messenger RNA, 4836 nt
Organism: Polistes canadensis
Lineage: Eukaryota; Metazoa; Arthropoda; Insecta; Hymenoptera; Vespidae
Gene: stv
Product: BAG domain-containing protein Samui
Exons: 2
Coding region: 517-2640 (707 amino acids)
Biological process (GO): protein stabilization
Cellular component (GO): cytoplasm; membrane; nucleus
Molecular function (GO): adenyl-nucleotide exchange factor activity; protein-folding chaperone binding
Source: RefSeq, a predicted model, not a curated record
AAUUAGAGAGAGAGAGAGAGAGAGAGUGGGAAAAGAAGAAAUUAAGAAAAGAAAGAGAGAGUGACCAACUUCGGGUAAUUCAGAAAUAAAAAAGAUCCUUGCACGAGAGUGCGAUUUUCUCGUUUCGCUCGCCUUCGUUUAACACCACACGCAAAAAAAAGCCAUUACUUUUAUUUAGUGAGCUUAUUUUUUUCUUUUGUUUCAUUAAAAAAAAAAAAAAAAAAAAAAAAAAGAAAAAGGAUAGACAGAAAAAGAAAGCAGAUCAUAGGAAGCAGAAAAGAAGAGACGUGAUUUUAAUCUCUUUCCCCCCCCCCCCACUAUUAUUUCCUGUUCUAUAUAAUACGAGGAAGAACGAUCUAGAAAUCUUGCAACCAUCUGAAAGAGUAAGAGAUAGAAAGAAAAAGAGAGAGAGAGAGAGAGAGAGAGAGAGAGAGAGAAAGAGGACGAAAUCGAUAAUAAAAAAAACAUUUUGAAAAAUAAUAUAAAGAAAUAAAAAAUAAAAAUAAAUUAAAGAAAAUGGAUUCGCCCGUCAUCGUGGAUUCAGCAUCCAAAUUCGGACAAGGGAUCCCUGGCUUCCCGUUCGACGACGACGACGAUUUUGGUCGACGUACCGAUAUACGAGCACAUUUGGACGACCUAGCAGCUCGACAUCCAGAGUUUGCGGAUCAUCUUUUAGGACCACCCUGGGGUGACAUACCGUUCCGAGGAUCUACGUAUAAUAAUCAGCGACGAGGUUCAGGGAACGGUGGUAGCAGUGGUAGCAGUAGUUAUCCAAAUUAUCCAGACGAGGACGCCAGGAGCCAAGCUAGUGGGAGUAGUGCUACUAGCGCUGCAAGUGGUGCAAGUGGCGUGAGUUCGCACGGUGAUCCAGAAUCGUCCUCGUCAUCUAAUCGUUCGAAAAAUCAGCAAUACAACAAACAAUCACAUAGGGAAGAUAGAAGAAAUCCUAUUCCGCAAUACGGUCUACGUAAUACCGUAGACAUAGGCCAACAUCAUCGUGACAAUAUGGAGAAUUCCGAGAAGGAUUCUCGUGGACAACGUUCGAUGUCAGCGCCACCAGAAAACAGACAACAAACGAACCUGCCGCAAGAGCAAGAUAAAUCUCAACAGCAGCCAGGACAACGUUUCGUAUCUAGAGUCGAUAUAACACCGCAGCAUAAUCAGCCGCAAUCUUCUCCUUCUCAGCAACAAUCUUCCCCGCCACCACCACCACCUCCAACUCAGCAAUCACAAGGCGGCAACGUUAGGCAUAUACCAAUAUUUGUAGAGGGUCGUGACGAGCCAGUUAUUUCGAAAAACAUCGAUUCGUCUUUCCAAAGACAACAAUCACCACCGCACUUUCACAAUUCAUCACAUUUCACCAAACCGUCGUCUUUCUCAAAUCUAGGUUUCGGAGCUAGACAAUGGCGACCACAUUUCCAAGAAUCAUUUUAUAAUCCAAAUUCGUCUUUUGAUCAUUCACCGACUCGUCGUACUCAGCAAUCACCGAAUUAUCAACAACCUAAACAAUAUGCUGAGAGACAACGAAAUGAACAACAACCGCCAAGGCAUCAUCAAUAUGAGUCUCAACCUCAAGAAUAUCAUCAGCCUCGACAGAGAGCGCGUCAGCAACAGGAACCAAAGCCACAUCCCCAGCAACAGGCAGCAGCACCCGGUCAACAAGCUCAACAACAAGAAGCACCUAAACAAGUACCAAAACAAACAUUACCUAAGGAUCCACUUGAAAGAGUAGCUUUAGUACAAAAAGAAGUUGAUUCUCUAGCUGAACAAGUUAAACAGUAUACCGGAAAUUCUCGCAAGGACAAACAAUAUAUGUUCCUGGACGAGAUGCUUACAAGAGAAUUGAUUAAAUUGGAUGAUAUAGAAACAGAAGGACGAGAAAAUGUUCGUCAGGCGCGUAAAAAUGCAAUUAGAACAAUACAAGAGACGAUAAGUCUAUUGGAAUCUAAGGCACCUUUAUCUGGACAAGAACAAUCCCAGGAAGAUUUGCAAUCUAUGCAAGUUGAACAAUAUCAAGAAGAAGAGAAAGAAAAUCAACCAUCGAACGAAUCGAUGGAUGUUGAUCAAAACAACGAACAGAACAUACAAUCAAACGAAGCAAUCCCAUUGCCUCCUGGACCUUCCUCACCAAAAGCUACUACUGAAAGUAAUGAAGUUGCAGUUKCAGUUGCUCAAAUAGGACAACAAAAUGUAUCAACUGAAAAUCAACAAAUGGAACAAGAACAAGAAGUUCCACCUGCUGCAAAUCAGGCAGAACAAAAAGAACAACAACAACAAGAGGUUGCAGUAGUCGCUGAAAAACCAUCGAACGAAAACACAAAUAACAUCACCGAGGUGACGAUGCAAAUCGAUUCUUCGGCGCCAAUGGAAGUGCAAGAGAAAGUAGAAAAUGUCGUAGAAGAGGACAAGAAAGACGAAAAUCAAAAUUUAUCGAAAGAAAUCAAAAUGGAGGAGAGUGCCGAGCAAAAGUCCGCGGGAGAAAAAAAACAAAUUUCGGACAGUCAAGAAAAGAUUAAGGCAAUGAAUAAGUCACCUUUGUCACCGAAAACUGUCAAGAAAGCAAAGAAACAAGCUGCACCGAUCUCAGACAAAGCGAUACCUUUACCACCUCCGGAAAGUACGGAAGCUCAUGCUAAGUAAAGAGAAAAAAGAUAAAUGAUUUGUUUGUAAAUCAUAUUUCGUUCGUUAUCCAUUGAAUGGCGGCACCUUGAUUACUUGCUUGAACAAACGCAUAACCGUUUCUAUAUACAAGAAACGAAACAUCUUUGCUGCAACUCUCCGCCAUCUUGGUUUUUCUUAUUUUCUUUUCUGUUUUUUUUUUUUUUUUUUUUUAAAUAGCACGAAUUUGAUUUAGGUAAUGGGACUGAUCGUCGUGAAUCUGCUGGUAACGACAGAUUUACGGAUAUCGUGUUUUACACGUAAAUCUUUUUUUUUUUCUCGUUUAUUUUUACUCUCAUUUGUCCUUCGAUAAACAAAUUAAUAAUAGUAAUAAUAAUGAUCUUACAAAUAGGGUUCUUUUUUGUUUUUUUAAUGAAAUUUUCUUUUGUCAUAAUGAAUAAUGUGUUUCUCGAAGGAUUCGACUUAUUUUUAUCAGUGUGUAUAGAUACACACACAUAUAUAUAUAUGUUCGAAGUGUCAGAAAAGUAUUAUUUGAUUUAUAUUUCUCUCUGAUAUAUCUUUUUGUUCUUUUACUUUUCUUUUUUUUUAAGAAAACACGUAUCGCAUAGUAGAUAUGCGCAUGAGUAUAAGAUUGAUACAUUAAAAAUCGGUAUACUUGAAAUAGGUACACCAUCUGUAAACUAAUCACAAUGCAUAUAUACAUUACAAUUAAAAAAAGAGAAUUUAUUUUUCUGCUUUAAGAUUUACAAGUAUUUAUUUUCUUUUUCUGGUAAAUAAUAAUUGAGUAAUUUUUAUUUUAAAACAUAGUAGGAUAUUUCUUAUAUUCCAUCCAAUCGCAAUGCGACGUUAUUUUCUUAUCAAAAGCUGUGUCCUAUUGAUUACGACUAUAAGAUGAUGGUGCCUUGUCAAGUAUCGUUAAACUUAUUUAGAAAAAAAAAAAAAAAAGUAAUAUACUCCAAUAUACUUUUUUAUUUGUAUUAUUUACCAAGUAAGGUAAAUUAAUACAUCUAUAUGUAUACGUACAUAUGUGUGGAUUCGUUUUCGAAGAUCGUUUCUUAUUCGAACUUGAAAAAUCGGGAAAUAAACGAAAAUCAAAAUGGCGUUUUUUUACGAUAAAAAUAGGUCAUGAUUUAGGGAAGAUACUAACGAAUUUGUUAGGAAAUAUUAUUUAUAAAAAUAAAUAAAUAAAUCAAUCAAUCAAUCAUUCAUUCAUCGAGAAAAAUUUAUAAGGAUACGUAUGAAACAUAAUAGUAAUAAUAAUAAUUGAUAAAUAAAUAAUUAAAAGCAAAACAUAGAAAAUAUAAACGCCAACGUCAGAGACCCCCGGUACGCUUUAGUAUUACGACACGCACAUUGUAAAGUAUAUAAACUAUAUAUUAAUUAAUGUUAUUAUUUAUAAUUUAUUAUGUAUGCCUGCGCUGUAUUGAGAGAGAAAGAGAGAGAGAGAGAGAGAGUGAGAGAAAGAAUGAAAGAAUGAAAGAAAGAAAGAAAGAAAGAAAGAGUUUUAAAAGAAUUUUCAAGCCCGAUCGUUCCUGCGGCUUGCAUUGUAUGUGUCACCCAUUGUAACAGAAUAUGCAAAUACGAAACAUGACAUACGUACUAUAUAUGAAAAGAAAUUUAUAUGUAUGGGUGUGUGUGUUCGUGAAGAAACUGUGCAUCAUUUCGUUCGUUGUCCGAAAAAAAAAACACUUUCAAAACCUACUUUCAUAUUUAAAUUCGAAUGGCGACAAAAUUUAAAGAGGGGAGAGAAGAAAUAAAUAAACGACAUAUUUUAAUUAAGAUCCGAAAAAAAUCGGACCGAGGGAUUGUGUUUGCACGGUUUUUAUGGUUCCUUGUUCAUGGUGAUAACUACUCAAUUCUUUUUUUGUCUCUUUUUGUUUUAUUUUUAUUUUUAAUUUUAUUUUAUAUUCUUUACUUCUUUCUUUUUGUCUGUACGACGUUUAAGUUAACUCCUCGUAGGGACAACAGUGUCUUUAGUCAGAGAUUUUGUAUUUUUUCUGAGCAAAUGCGUGCAAGACUGAAGAGGAAUGAAUGCGCCAAGAAGAGUUUGCGAGAAAGAUAUAUAUAUAUGUGUCGAAAAGAAUGUUGUAUUGAAAAAAAAAAUAUAUGAAAAAAAUAUGAAAAAAAAAAAAAAGAAUAAUAAUAAUAAUAAUAAUAAUUAUACAAAAUUGGUGAAUGUGUAAUAAUUUGACGAGUAAAUGAAAUUCAAUGAAAAUA